CCCUUUUUCUGAGGCCACACCCUUGUCACUCACACCAGCAAGUCCAGGCACAGAGAUCAAGAGAGUGCUAGUCACUCACCCAAAGCAGAGGCAGGACUCCAGCAUGGCAGAGAAGCCAGAGGACCCAAAGGAACCAAAGGACCUAAAGGAUCUCAUGCCCACGGAGAGGAAGACUGUGUGGAGGACUGCAGAGGAGAGGAAGAUGUCUGACCUCACUCGGGUGCUGGAGUGGCUACAGCGGAGGAAGGGGAAAAAGAAGCAGUUUGUCCAGAAGCAAAAGGUCAUGGUGAUGGACACCCCAAAAGCAAAGAUGAAGGGUGGGAAGAAGGUCAAAGGUAUCUGGAAGCAGCAAGAAAGGGUCACCAAAUCGAAGUUUCAGGAGCAGACUCCAGGACCAAGCUCCAGGAGGCUUAUAGGCUCCAUCACAUUGUACCAAAGGCCUUUUGGAGGGGAGCAAAGGCACCUGAGCAUCUUCGCAGGCACCUACGACAAGGAUGGCUCCAGAAGAUCAGAGUUAGACAUCAAGGAUGCCAUAGCUCUAGAGUCCACUCCACGACCAAACACAUUGCGGCGCCAAAGCCUGUUCGCAGAUCCCUCAAUACAGGAUAAUGCCUUUGGCAGCCAAAGAAUGACCAUGAUGAAAGACUGGCCAGACAGGACCUUGGACAUUGCUUUUGAACCCAAGCUAAAGAGCCUCAUGGAGAAGGGCACUGAACCUAAGAUAGAAAAUGUGAAAAUGCUGAAGCCCGAGGAAGUGCUGAGCUGCCGAUACCUGAGGUUGUCCAAGAACAACAUCCGGACCUUGUUCAAGCUGUGCAAGGAUGUGGGUCUGAACAUGGACAUCCACUCUCACAUGACAGAAACCGAGAUAGAUGUUCAAAAGGUGUUCCCCCCAAACCGCAGCAGCACCACCUCCUAAACAGCUCUUCUCCAUGGCUACCUUCCAGCUCCUUCUGCUGUCGGACCGUGGCCACCAGAUGCUAUCCUCUGGUGCACUACAACUGGCCCUUCAGACUUAGCGCAUCUCUUUUAGACAGUAGCAAUCAGAAAAGCAUCACAGAUUACUCUAUGGGUGUAGCGUUUGUCCUCACCACCCAUGUCCAACCCCACUUAGGGGAAACUGCAGGUUUUCCCCCUGUUAAAGAAGACUCCUUAGCAAGGGCUUCCAGGAAGGAAGUCUUAGAGUGGGAAAUGGAGACUCAGAGUCCCCAGAGGGACUUCAAGAAGACAAAAGGUUAAAGGAUACACACACACACACACACACACACACACACACACACAGCCUCCUGUGUGUCUAUGCAGAGGGGGAGCAAGGAGAGACUCUGUCAGCACAGAUAGAAGCAAGGAAAGGGGCCUUUGGGUGCUCACAACCAUGGGGUCCCUUCUAGGGCUGGUGGCUUUCAGAGAUGGUAGGGACCUCAAUAUCAGUAAGUCCAGGACAUCAUCAUUGCUGGGGAUUUAGCACAGUGGCAUCAUGCCUGCUUUGCAAGUGCAAUGUCCUGAGUUCGAUCCCCGGUAACGGAAAAAAAAAAAAGAAAGAAAGAAAGGAAGGAAGGAAGGAAGGAAGGAAGGAAGGAAGGAAGGAAAGAAAAGAAAGAAAAAGAGCUUUUGGGUACAGUAGGAAGCAUGGUCACUGACACCAAAGAGCUCAAUAAAAUAUUCCCAUGGCCCCCCAGUGGAUAAGAGACUGACAUCCCAGCCGCUGCAUUCCCAGACAAGAGCCUCAGAAUUGGGUAUGCCCAUGUUGAAUCAAAGCCCUGUGGAAAAGCUGAUGAUACAAAGCCACAUCUUCCCAUGGUAAACCCCAAAAUCUUUCGGUCCCCAAGUCCCUAGGGCACAGCCACAGGGAGCAAGACUCCCACAGGAAACCCCCAUGACACAGCCUCUGCUUCAACCAGGCCAAGGUACCCUGGCUCUAACUCUGACUCAGACAGGAAGGUGGCAGGGACUGCCCUUCCUUGUGCCUUUCUAACAUCCAGGGCCCCCGUCCAGGCCCUAAAGUGCCCCUCAGAGGGGAAUCAUCUCCACUGAGAGUAGUCACCUUGGAGCUAUAGAGAGGGUAUGGAGGCUGCCAGGCCCCACACUUGCCCCAGCCACUCCUGCCCACUCUGGAGGCACAGGCACCACUAAGAGGAGACAGGGACCUUGGAGGAGAGGUCAGACCAGGAGAGCA
This is a messenger RNA of Heterocephalus glaber (naked mole-rat), 2173 nucleotides long. RefSeq names its product chromosome unknown C16orf78 homolog (gene CUNH16orf78). Lineage: Eukaryota; Metazoa; Chordata; Mammalia; Rodentia; Bathyergidae. The record is from RefSeq and is a predicted model, not a curated record.